AUGAAUGAAGUAAGAGCUGAGGAGAAUCAGGUGGUACUUCUUCCCAAGAAAACCGUAUGGCAGCAGUUUACAAAGGUGUGUACAUCCUUUAUUCCAUCUUUCAUUCUGGGAAUAUUUGGAAUGAAGUCUAAAGAGAUGCAAAGCGCGUGGAGAGAGAAGGUGGCGCUAUGCUGGCUUAUUGCUCUGGCGUGUAUGUUCCUAUCCUUUAUCACAUAUGGACUGACUAUGCUUGUCUGCAAGCCGCAGCUGACCUAUACCAUGGAAACAAUGAAUGAAAUAAGCACCUAUCCUUGGUUUGCUGCCCGUGGAAAGAUAUUCCGUGUGGAGUCUGGGGAUAAGAUGGAGAGUUACUCUGGGAGUGACAUUUCUUCUAUGUUUAAAAUUAAUGCACCAAGCUGCACGCAGGCAUUUCCAGGAUACUCCCCAGGCAAAGCAGGAGGUUUGAACCUGCAUGACUACGCAGAAGUGGCGCCUGUUCACUACACGUGGUCUUCUGUGCUUAGCAACGAGCUCACUGUAAUAGGAUCUGGCGUAUAUGAUUCAAAAAACAUAAAUCUCCCGGAUAAGCUGGAUAUACUGAGCGGAAGUGUUGAUGCAACCAGAGCGAGUGAGGGCCUUUCUCCAAAAGAGCUGCAGUGCUUUAAAGAGAUGUGCUAUGCAGGCGAACUUGCUCUUCAGUCAACUGGGUGCCAGCUGACCUAUUCUUUUCUGUACUUAUCUGCACUUGCAGUGCUUGGUCUUGUUCUGAUUAGAUUUUUCCUAGCAGCAAUAUAUUCACUGUAUAUGAAGAUAAAUACCUGGCAGUUGGUUAGAAAGAACACAGACGUGCUUCCAGUGAUUCUGAUGACUACUUGCUACUCUGAGGGAAGAGAGGGCCUUAAAGCCACGCUUGACAGUCUGUGCAUGCAGGAGUACGAUAAAAAGCUUAUUAUUGUUGUUGCCGAUGGGUUUAUAACAGGCGCAGGGAAUGAUGCCUCCACACCAGAGAUUCUUAAGUCUCUUAUUACACCAAAAAAUGGAAGUGCCACCGCUGGAAUGCCUACUACAGCAAAACAGUACAUUUCCAUCGCAGCGGGCGCUAAAAAGCUAAACCACGCAGAAGUGCAUCCAGGAACCUAUUCUGUGGAGACUAAGCACGGUGUGGUCACUUCGGAUAUCAUUCUCAUCCUGAAGACAGAGAACCGAGGGAAGAGAGACAGCCAAAUGGUUAUAAUGAGCUUUUUCCAUCACGUGCUGUACAGAACACGGUUAACACAGCUUGACCUUGACUUAUACAAGAAAAUAAAGGCACUAUCUCGGAUUGCACCUGACGAGUUUGGGGCUAUUCUUAUGGUGGAUGCAGACACAACGGUUAGGCAGGGGGCUGUUAGAAUAAUGGCUAGAACAAUGCAGAGUGAUAAGUCUAUCAUGGGAAUAUGCGGAGAAACUCUGAUAUCAAAUAAGUUUGAUUCUUGGGUUACUGCAAUACAGGUAUUUGAGUACUAUGUAAGUCACCAUUUAGCAAAGGGAUUUGAAAGUGUUUUCGGCAAUGUGACGUGUCUUCCAGGAUGCUUUUGCAUGUACAGACUGAAGCUUGAGAGAAAGAACGGGUGCACGCCCAUUCUUGUUUCUCCAACCGUUCUGCAUGCGUAUGGCAGCGAUGAAACAAAGACGCUCCAUGAGAAGAAUCUACUGCUUCUAGGAGAGGAUAGGUACUUAACAACACUUCUUCUCAAAAACUAUCCAAAGAAGAAGCUUGUUUUUGUUCCCAGCGCACUGUGUGAUACCAUUGUUCCAGACAACUUUUCAGUUCUUCUAAGUCAGAGGCGAAGGUGGAUUAACUCCACAAUACAUAAUCUCUUUGAGUUGCUUCGUGUGGAUUUAUGCGGCACCUUCUUCUUUUCGAUGCAAUAUGUGGUGAUCUUAGAGCUAUUUGGUACUUUGGUGUUGCCGGCUGCAAUGGUUUUUACGCUGGUUUUGGUCAUUUCUUCCCUUAUAUGGGUGCCUGUUUGGAUUCCUCUAUUUCUUCUUUUCUGCAUCCUUGGACUGCCGUCCUUACUAAUUUUCUUUACAAAUUUCAAUCUCUUCUACUUUGUCUGGCUUAUUAUCUAUCUGUGCUCUUUGCCUAUAUGGAACUUUGUUCUUCCAAUCUAUGCUUUCUGGCACUUUGAUGAUUUCUCCUGGGGAGAAACCAGGCAAAUCACUGGAGGUGCACCAAAAGGCGGGCAUGGAGAAGGGGAAGAGGACCCGUCCAUAGACUCAAGUAUGAAAGCCUCGCUAGUUGACUUUGAAAACAUUGAAUAAUCUGCAUUCUGUGAUCUAUUUAGAGCUGCAGAGUUGUGCAUAUGCACAUUUGUAC
This is a messenger RNA of Nematocida parisii ERTm1, 2338 nucleotides long. RefSeq names its product chitin synthase IV. Gene Ontology annotation, molecular function: chitin synthase activity. The record is from RefSeq and is a predicted model, not a curated record. The coding region runs from base 1 to 2283 and encodes 760 amino acids. NCBI's taxonomy places the organism in Eukaryota, Fungi, Microsporidia. The transcript has a single exon. Gene Ontology annotation, cellular component: cell periphery; cell septum.